Messenger RNA from Trichoderma citrinoviride, 1044 nucleotides. RefSeq lists its product as hypothetical. The transcript has a single exon. Gene Ontology annotation, cellular component: Golgi apparatus. NCBI's taxonomy places the organism in Eukaryota, Fungi, Ascomycota, Sordariomycetes, Hypocreales, Hypocreaceae. Gene Ontology annotation, biological process: Golgi organization; protein secretion. Bases 1 to 1044 code for a protein of 347 amino acids. The record is from RefSeq and is a predicted model, not a curated record.
AUGUGCAUCGUGCUCUUCACAACGGCACAUCCGAGCUACUCGCUCAUUCUCAUAGACAACCGUGACGAGUUUAUCCUGCGGCCUACGUCACGGCCGCACUGGUGGACGCACCCAGAGUCGGGCGGCGAGGUCCUAUCUUCGCGAGAUCUCCAGAGGGCGGCAAAGGGCACUUGGCUGGGUAUCACAAAGACCGGCAGCCUGGCUGUACUCACCAACUACCGGGAAGCCACUAACGAUGACGCCGAGCACCCGAUACACGGCAUCAAGAGCCGGGGCCGCAUGGUCAACAUGUGGCUCGGGGGACUUGCAGACGAGGGACUGAUGAAGGGCGUAAAUGAGCUCGUCAGGGACGGCGGUGUCAAAGGCGUGGGCGGCUUUUCCAUGGUAUGCGGCAAGCUGAAGCGCAACAGCGAGGGCAUCGCCAUUGUAAGCAACAGGGCUGCCGAGGCGAGCGACGUCCCGAUAGUCGGAUUGGAGCCAAAUGGCGUCUGGGGACUCAGCAACACCGUGUACAACGACCCCAACGAGUGGCCCAAGGUAACGACGGGAAAACGCCUCCUGAAGCAAGUCGCGCAAGACGCCGCAGCAAAGCAUUCCUCUGAAGAAGAGCUUAUUGCAGGCCUGUUUUCCAUUCUCGACACAGAAUCCAUGCCGGAGCGGCCUUCCGGAUGGAGCUUGCAGGAGUACAUGAACUUGAUGAGACAUACCAUAUUCGUGCCUCCCAUCGGCGACGAUGUCAACCGCGAAGAGAUGCAAAAGGCCACCUCAAAGGGGCGUGUCUUGUGGGCUCAUAUGCAAGACGAUCAGAAGGCAGUCGAGGAGCUCAAGCAAGAGUCGAGACCAGAGGUCUCACCCAGCCCGCACCCGUCUAUUGGAUUCGAAGAGGGCAUGUAUGGAACGCAGAGGCAGACGGUGCUUCUGGUGGAUCACGACGGCAACGCAACCUUUGUCGAGCGCGCUCUGUGGGAUGCUAAUGGGAACGAGAUUCCCCGAGGACAAGGAGACGUUGCUUUCCGCUGGAAGAUUGAGGGCUGGGAUGAAUGA